AUGGAUUCAUCUUCAUCAACAAAACUUCUAGAUAUUGAUGUGAAGGUAACUGAUGUAUACUACCAUCGAAAAGAAGUCCUUAUAAAAUUUCAAGGCCAAUUUAACACAGAAUGUGAGCUUGAUUAUCAUAUAUUGCAAAAAGAAAUUCAGCAAGUACCAAAAGUGAAAGCUUCUGUUGCAGUUGGUGAAUUCUGUUUAGUCAAAGAUUCAGAGUGUGGAGAUUGGUACAGAGGAAAAGUAAUUAAGAAAAGGCAUGAUACCUAUGAUGUACAUUUUGUGGACAAUGGAAAAAUACUGGCAGUGCAUGAAGCUCACCUUGCAUCUUCUAUUGCUGAAUUGUUUCAGCUUCCUCCAAAGAUGGUUUAUGGGAUUUUUGCAAAUGUCCUUCCUAUUGAAGAAAAGUGGACUGCCCAAGCUUUUAAUUACUUUUCAUCUUUGAUAGGUUUGCAGAUUAAAGGUCAUAUACAAGCCACUCUGCCAAACCAAAUGUUUCUUCUUCAUGUGCCCAAAAUUGCUACUGAUGUGGUUGAAUUCAGAAUAGGAAAACUUGUUAAUAAGGAUACUUUCUGUCUUCUUGUUGAAAUGUUAACUGCAUUUCCACACGAGUCGCUUUGUAAACAAAUGCCGGAUUUACCACAACAGAAAUGUACAAGGCCAGGUACACUAUUUUGUGAUGCUGGGAUUCAACCAAAUAUUCCACCAGUUCUAAGAAAUCUUCAACCAAUUUUAUCUGUUGGUGCUGUAGAAAAAGUAAAAAUAUCAGUAGCAGUUAGCCCCAGUAAGUUUUAUUGCCAAUUACUUCAACAACAGACACAGCUGGAUACAUUGACAAGAGACAUGCUUUCCUAUUAUGAAUCUAUUAGCAGAGUAAAACUUCCAUCUUGUGACAAUUUUGGAGCCCUUUGCGCAGCUAGACAAAAAAACGGUCAGUGGCAGAGAGGAGUAAUACAACAGCUACUUUCUGACAAAGUGAAGAUUUGGUUUAUGGAUUUUGGCAACUAUGAAGCUGUGUCUUCUGAGUAUAUUUUGAAGCUUCCCCCAGAAUUUAUUUCAGUACCUAUGUUUUCAUUUCCUUGUGCUCUAUCAUGUCUUAGUGAUCAAGAAGAAACGGAAAGAAAUGCUCAGCUAGAAGAAUUUAAAGAAAUUCUAUUAACACAACAGUCUACUUUGGCCCAAAUAGAUCGGUUCGAUAGUAAAGAGCACAUAUAUUAUGUUACGUUACGUAAAUGCGCAUUGACACAGACAAGUGAAAAUCUAUCUCGGGAAAAUGAUGUGGAUCCAAAAUACAACACAGAUGCCUCUUGUACAAGCGGGAAUGUACAAAAUCCUAGGGUGAACUUGGCAGAGAAGAUUUACAGUACUACUCAACAAUCAAGUUAUUCCUCAAAUCAAAAGGAUACUCAUUUACUGUGUUCACCUUUAACAGUUCCUUACAAAAGAGCAGAAAUGAAAAUAAGUUCAGUUUGUGUUGCUUUUGCAGUUUAUGUUUUGAAUCCAUCGAAUUUCUGGGUGCAAACGAAUGAUUUCUCAGAUGAGUUUGAAGCUUUAAUGAAGAAAAUUGCAGAUGUGUAUGAUGGAGUUGAAGUCGAUGAUAAAAUUCUAGAAAACCCAGAACCUGGAAGACUCUGUUGUGCACGAUAUAGCAAGGAUAAGUAUUUUUAUAGGGCUGUCAUUAGACAAAUUGUAGACAAUAAUGCUGAUGUUUAUUUUUUAGAUUUUGGGAACACUGACACAGUGCCACUGUUUGAUGUGAAGAUUUUGCUUCCAGAGCUUCAAGAAUUACCGGCAUUAGCCAUGUGCUGUACACUUGCUAAUGCAUUUCCAAUUGAAGAUAUAUGGACUAAAAAAGAAACAGAUUUCUUUAAAACAAUUGUGGUUGACAAACCAAUCACACUGCAUGUCAUUGCAAAACAAAAGGAGAAUUACAUUGUCAAUGUGCAGUGUAUGAAUGGCUCCAAGCAGACUGAUGUUCUCGGGCUUAUGAUUGAGGCUGGAUGUGCAGAAUUUUGGGAAGUAAAACAAGAUCCAUUUCAGAAAACAGUAAGGGGCUUUCCACGAAACUUCUCAAAAAAAAAUAAAAACAGAAAAAUACUAAGUAAAACAUCUAUUCAGAAAAAUAAAGUAGUGAUACCUCACACUACUGAUGAGAAUAAAAAGCUGAAUACUCAUGUUGUGACAAAAGGGAAUGCUAGCGUUUUUCUACAAUGGAAAAACAUACUUUCUAAUAAAGAUGAGCAAAUGUUUGAGAAAACAGAUGGAGGAGAAUACUAUAAAGAGUACAAAUUUAAACCAGGUUGUGUGUUUGAUGUUGUAUGCUGUCAUAUUAUUUCACCAGGCAGUUUUUUAUGCCAGAUACAAAAUAAGCUACCUGAGCUAAAUAAUAUGAUGGAACAAAUUCAGAAUUUUUACAACACUCAAAAAAGACCUUAUGAAAGUGGAAAGCUUGCCUGUGUUGUGAAACAUUCUACAGAUGGAAAAUGGUACAGAGCUGUUGUACUGAAAUAUGUAUCCCAAACUGAAACUGAUGUGAUAUUUGUAGACUAUGGUAACAGGGAAAGAGUUUUGUUGAAAGAUCUUCAAGCUAUUCAUCCAGACUUCUUAAUUUUGGAAUGUCAAGCAUUCAGAUGUUGUCUUAACAGUGUCAGUGAAUCCUUAAUAUUUGACCCCUAUAUUUGGACUGCUGAGAUAUGCAGCGAAUUUAAAAGAUUUGUUUCAUCUUCCAAUGAACAACUGAUUUGUUCAAUUUGUGCCCUGGUUUUUAAGCCUCCCAACUACUUAUAUUACAUUGUUGAUUUGAAGAGUCCGUUUACUAGUUUAAGGCAAUUUCUCUUUGAAAGUGACCAUGCACAAAUUUACUCUUUUGAAUGUGCACAAUCUCUUGUAACGCCAUUUUCUCUAUGUAGCUUUUAUUAUUCAUCUUUUAAUAUGGAAGUUGGAAAUGAAGAGAAAGUACAUCUAUCCUAUAUAUAUAGCCCUACAAAAUUCUACUGCCAGUUAAGUAGAAAUGCAAAUGAGAUGGACAAGAUACAUAAAAAGAUUUCAGAAAUUAGCCCCAAAACAAACCAUGUAAUCCAAAUGAAUACUCAGAGUUUAUGCAUAGCAAAAUAUUUUGAGGAUGGAGACUUCUAUAGAGCUUUAGUAUCUCCUAAGGAAACAUCAGAUUUCUACCCAGUAUAUUUUGUGGACUUUGGAAAUAAACAAUUGGUAGCCGAAGAGGAACUAGUUCCUAUUCCAAACAGUGCUUCAGAAUUAAUGUUCACACCCAUGCAAGCUAUUAAAUGUUAUUUAUCAGGUCUAAAGGAUGUUGAAAUUCCGUCUAAAAUGAAAGCAUGGUUUGAAAAAAAAUAUUUGGAAAAAGAGUUGAAGGCUGUAGUAGUAUCUAAAGAAUCUGAUGGGCAGUUCGGUAUGGAGUUGUAUGAUGGAGAACUACAAAUAAAUGCAAAGAUUAAACAUUUACUAAAGCAAAAAAGUGAUCUGAACCCAAAGGAUAAAAAGAAAGCUUUAAAAAAAUGUGUUGGGAAUAAACAUAGGCCUUGUAAAAUAGAGUUGAAUAUAGAGAGAAAAAAAGUUAAAAGUAAAGAAAUUGGACAGCAAAUAAAAGCCAGCAAUGAUAAGUUACCUUCUAAAUAUAGGAACAAAAAAGUAAUUGAUCAACAGAAACAGGAUAGUGGACCUGCAAAGUUUCCUUUGACUUCGGAUUUUUCAGAUUUCAUGUUGAAAAAAGUUUUGAGAUACAGAUAUAAAAGUACUCACAAAGAACCCAAUACUGAUACCAUUGAUAAACUUAAUGAACCGUCAGAGAAAAUUAAAAAUAAAAGGACUGGAUUAUAUAGACUAAAAUACACUGAUCUUCCCCAACUUGACAUUCUUCUAAAUUCUGAAGUCUGGGGUUAUAUGUCUUAUAUAGUUAAUCUUUCAAGUUUCUAUGUUCAUCGUUCAGAGGAUGAAAAUAAAAUUGUGCAACUUGCUGGGGAACUGAAUAGAAAAACUCUGGUUAAAGAAUCAGUAAUAGAGGUUGAACUUGAGAAAGACGAUAUUGUUUUAGCAAAAUAUGAAGGUGAUUGUUGCAUAUAUCGAGCUUUAAUUAGAAAAGUCCUAGCCAAUAAGUUUUUUGAAGUAGAGUUUAUUGAUUAUGGCAACAUAGCAACUGUGAAUUCAACAAACAUCUACAGAAUUGGAAAGUAUUUACUCGAUUUACCAAGACUCAGCAUACAUUGCUUCCUUAGUAAAGCAAAGUGCUUGUUUUCAAAUAAAAACUGGAGUACUGAUAUGGAUGCUUACUUUAUCAAUGAGGUAAAUAAUCAGCCAGUCAUGAUUAAGUUUCUACAACAGUAUGACCAACAGUGGGAGGUUGACAUAAUGUGUCAUGGAAUAUUUAUCUCUGAUAAAUUAAUAGAGAGAGAAACCCUUUUAGGUUUCGAGAACAUACUUUCACUAAACUAUGACCAGAACAUGAAACAAUUCCCAACAAUAGAUUCAGAAACUCUUAGUAAUAAUCCAGGUAAAAAAUCAGAAAGUCAAACAUCAUGUGAAAGCAUUAAAAUCAAACCUACUAAGAUUGGCUACCAAAAUAUAAAGCCUGGACAGAUAGAAAUAGUUGAAGUUGGUCAUAUUUCAAGUAAUGGGAACUUCUAUGUGAGGUUAACUAAGGAUGCACAAACAAUGCUCAAUUUGAAUGUACUAGUUGCUCAAGAAGUAGAGAAAAAGUGCUUUAUUGCUAUGGAAGAGAUUAGAGAAGGAUUGGAAUGUUUGGUAAGAUCAAACAAACCCUUGGGAUGGUAUCGAUCUGAAGUUAUUAAAAAAUAUGUGAAGGAGGAAUGUAUGCUGGUCCUUUUUGUGGAUUUAGGAGAGUAUGAAAUGGUGUCACUGCAUGAUACACAUGUGCUGAGUGAAAAAAUAAGGUGUAUUCCCAGGAAUGCAGUUCUUUGUAGAUGGAUUUGGAUUGGAAAUCUAAGCGAUUUGUCUUUUGAGGGAAUGAUGGAGAAGGUUAAAUAUUGUGAGAUAAAGAUUAAAUUUUUUGAAUACUUAGAAUCUGAGCUUAUUUGGGAAGUAGAUCUUUUUAUAGAUGGAAUUUUAUUUUUGGAAUAUUGGAAUCAAAUAUCUAAACAAACAAAAUUAGAGGGACAUAACUUAUUAGGGACAGUGAAUGUCAGCAAAUCACUUGAUAUCUCAGUCAGAUCAAGUUCAAUUUCAUGGGCACAAUUUCAGAAGGAUAGUCACUAUCCUGGAUUUGUAACAUCGGUCAUUGAUCCUUCAAACUUCUGUAUUCAGUUUGGAGAUUCAUUUAAAACUCUGAUAUCCUUGUUCAAAAUGCUCUCUAAUCUUCCAGAAAGCCUCCCAACUAUGCCACAAGAAUGUAUGAUUCCUGGUGCCACCUGCUUAAUAAAAAAUGGACCUAAUGGAAGCUGGAACAGAGUUGAAGUUUCUGAAGUGCUCAAAGACUCUAGUACGUUAAUGCUUACUUUUAUUGAUGAUGAGGGGUUAUCAGUUCCCCUUCCCAUCUCGGAUGUCUCUAAGCUGAAGAUUAUCCCAGAAAAGCUAGCUAGUUUACCACGAUUAACCUAUCCUUGCUCAUUGUUUGGAGUGACACCUGCUGAUGGGAAACAUUGGAGUGAUGAAGCCAAACUUAUAAUUCAAGAAUUUCUUGGUAGACAAGGUCUCACAUUCCAAUUCAAACAGCCUCAUUGUGGACUGAAGCUAGAAGUAGAUGUUUUUUUUGGGCAAAACAAUGCCGCAGAUGUAUUGGUUGCUUCUGGUUGUGCUUUGUAUUCUAAAACUGCAUCUUUUGGAUCAGCUAGCUGUGAUGACCUUCAGCUACCAAAUUCACGUACUAUUUAUGAUCCACUGUCCAUUCAGAAGAUCUCUAAACCACAGAUUGCCACAAAGAGAGACCAGAAAGGUCCACAGAAUUCAGAUGUGCAAUUGAAAUGUGUUGAUUUAAAAAAAUUAGAGGUGAAGAGCUCCAAAAAACUACGUGGUAAAAAAAAAGACUCUCGGAUGAAUUUCUUCAAUAAAAGAAAUUAUAGAAGUCUGCACAACCAGAAUGAGAAAUUAUUUAAUCAAUGUUGUGACAGAGAACAACUCAACCAAACAUAUUCUACAACCGUAUCAAAGGCUUCUGACAAGUUGAUUUUGGACUCCCAAGAAUGCUCAGAUCCAUGAAGAAAAUUGAACACUUACAAGGUUAAAAUCAGAGUAAAUGGAUUAUCACAGUUGACAACUAUUAAUGGACAAAAGAUCAACCUUCAUUUGAAAAGCAAUGCAGGAACAGUAUGCAGAACGUGUUCUAUUUAUAAAUUUAUCAUUUAUAGAAAUCCAGACCAGAGGCCCAUAACUAUUAAAAAGUGUAAAGGGUCCAUUAGUAUUCUGGUUUGGUUCCCUUCGUCCCCUGCCAUAUGCAUAUAUUUUUAUGUCUUUGAAAAGUCUCUAUUGAAGAUUGAUUUAACAUUGGGAUGAUGACAGCAUGGAAAAAGAAAUACUUGGGAAUAAGGUUUUCAGCGAAGCUAAUCUGUUACCUUACUGGACAAAGACCAUCUUGCAAUUGGUGCUAGAUUUUUAUUAUUAUGCUAAACUUUGUGCUUAUAUGUAAUGAUCAUUUGGAAUUUUGUUUAAUUUCAGAAGUGAUUAGGAACUAUCAGUUUUUUUUAAAAUUAAACGUAAUAACAAUGUAUCACAAGAGACAGUUGGUGUGCUUUGGCCUUUGCGGAUGUUGAAAAAAAAUGCAGAAAUAUGAAAAUCAAGAACACUUGUUCUAUAUGUUACUAAGUUUGUGAGGUGUGAGGCAUACAGUUGUCUAGAUUGUAUAGCUGCCAAAUGUUGUUGAUUUGUUUUUACUAGGAAAAAGUUUGAAUUUAAACUAAUAUAAUAUGAAAAUAAUCUCUUUAUUUAUUCUGACCAUUUCGAUGUAAGUACAUUUCAGUAAAAUGCAGAUUUCGCUAUGGACUUCCAUACGUCCUAGCCAUUCCAGUUUUCUUCCACAAUGCUCUGUUUUGCUUACUACCACAAAAAGGCUCCAUCUAAACUGCAGAAUAUAUUAAGACAGAUGUAAAUCUCAAGGUAUUUCAUUAAUUACAGGGAAGCUUAAUGCUGAGUUGAUUGCUACCAAUUCUUGCCUGUUGGCAAGUACUAUCAUUUCAUAAGUUAUAUCCAUUUUCUUUUGUUACACUUAGUGACUUGUGCAUUCUCUCAUGGGAGAGAGAAUGAGUGACAGGUAUACAGAAAUCAUGUUUUAAAACCCAGUUAAAUCUUAUCUGUGCACUAGGAUGCUUAGAAGUUGUAUAUAUAUUUUAUUGCAGGUUGUACUGCAUUGAACCUCAUCAGUGAGGAUUUUCCAAUAUUGUUUAGAGGUAUUGUAUUGGUAUAUAGGUGUUGUAGGUAUUGUUUAUACCUACAGUAUAUUGGAAGAACACUCUCCUGACAGCCUGAACCUUUCUCUUAGUUUUUUUUUUGUUUAAUCCUACACAUUUUAACAGUUCUAAUAACUACAUUUUGAAACACAUAAGUUGAUUUAACUGAAUUACCAGCGCUGAAUUAGCACAUUUGAGUAAGACAUGAUUAAUGUAAAUGUCUUAAAAGCGCUACCAAAAGAAAAUCAAGCUUCCAGCUAGCCCCGGGGCUUGUUGGAAGUAACAGUGAAAUAUUUCUUCUUGUAACAGGCAAGAACAGCAGGAGUUAUAAUUUUUUUUAUAUCUAUACGAAACCAAAUAGGAUGCCCGUGUAAAAUUCAAAUUAGUUUCUAAAGGCUUUAGUGUUAUAUGUAUAACUACUGAUGAGUACUGGUGAGAAAACACAUCUUGUGGUUUAUAUGGUGUAAAUAUGAGUUUUCUUGCUGAGCGCCCUGAAAAUAAAAAAGACGUGUUUGGAUAUUUCAUGAUGUUCAUAAAGUACAGUGUAUUUUUCUUUAAAUAAAAGAAUAUUCUUUGACUCCA
Thamnophis sirtalis is the source of this 7928-nucleotide messenger RNA. Lineage: Eukaryota; Metazoa; Chordata; Lepidosauria; Squamata; Natricidae. The record is from RefSeq and is a predicted model, not a curated record.